UUUCCAACCCUCGAAGACAGCGCAUUCAACCAUGAGGCUCGAUACUAAGGCUAUGCGGUAUCUGACCGCAGAGGACUGGAGAACCCUCACUGCCGUCGAAACGGGCUCCAAAAACCACGAAGUGGUCCCAACGCCACUAAUCGGACAAAUAUCUGGUCUGCGAGGUGGGGUUCACAAGAGCAUAUCUGCACUGGCCAAAGUAGGACUGAUUGCGCGUCUGAAAAAUGCCAAAUACGAUGGGUAUCGCCUGACCUAUGGAGGACUCGACUAUCUUGCUCUGAACACAUACCGGAAGCGAAAGGAUGUAUACAGCGUGGGCAAUCAGAUCGGGGUUGGAAAGGAAAGCGAUAUCUUCGUCGUUGCGGACGAGAAGGGCGUUCAGAGGGUAUUGAAGAUCCACAGACUUGGUCGCAUCUCCUUCCGAACUGUCAAGGCAAACCGGGAUUACCUACGGAACCGAUCGUCGGGUUCUUGGAUGUACAUGUCACGUCUGGCAGCUUUGAAAGAGUUUGCCUUCAUGACGGCCCUCCGAGAUAACGGGUUUCCUGUUCCAGAGCCGCUGUCACAAUCAAGACAUACGAUAGUUAUGUCCUUGAUAGAUGCUUUUCCUAUGCGUCAAAUCUCCUCCGUGCCAGAUCCAGCUGCCUUGUACGCGGAGCUCAUAGCCAUGAUUCUACGACUCGCACAGUAUGGGUUGAUACAUGGCGAUUUUAAUGAAUUCAACAUUUUGAUCAAGGAAGAGACGAACAAGAAUGCAACGGAAGACUCCAAGACGGAGUCUAUAACUUUAACACCGAUCCUUAUCGACUUUCCACAGAUGGUCUCCAUUGACCAUGUUAAUGCAGAGUAUUACUUCGACCGCGACGUCAAUUGCAUCAAGCGAUUUUUUGAGCGCCGUUUCCAUUUCGUCAGUGAUGAGAAAGGCCCACAUUUUGCGGACGCACGGAAACUAGUUGGGAAGGAUGGGGUCGAGAGACUUGAUGUAUCUGUCGAGGCGUCGGGAUUCUCCAGGAAAAUGGCAAAAGAACUUGAGGCUUAUAUGAAAGAGGUUGGCGUCGAUGGUGACGGAUCAUCGGCUGCCACUCCAGGAGACGAGGAUGAAGAAGAAAACGAGGAGGACGAAGAUGAAGAUAACAGCGAAGAAGAAGAUUCUUAUGUGGACAGAGACCAAGCAGGCACCAGUGAGCAGCCAGAAUCGACAACUUCCACCAUCGAGGAGUCUGGCAUUGUACGGGACCGUUUUGGAAAUGAAGUUUCAGUAUCCCAGCUCCAGGUCGAUGACAAGACGUGAGGUAAAACACACUACAAGAGUACAAUACUAUUCGUCACUUCCAACGACUAAUUCCGUCGAAUAAAUAGCCUCCCAGAAGCCUGAGCUGAACAAGUCACUGUCAAACUGAAAGCCACCGUUCCGGUAAGACAAGGGCCGGGGUGGCAGGGGAGGAAGGGGAAUGCCGCAGUUAGGGCAUUCAGUUUAUGAAUCUGGACUUUAUAGACACGAUGACAGCGGUAUAUCAGAUGGCAACUCUCAGUGGAAUUGUGUUCAACUAUGCU
Molecule: messenger RNA, 1554 nt
Organism: Amorphotheca resinae ATCC 22711
Lineage: Eukaryota; Fungi; Ascomycota; Leotiomycetes; Helotiales; Amorphothecaceae
Exons: 1
Coding region: 32-1291 (419 amino acids)
Biological process (GO): maturation of SSU-rRNA; protein phosphorylation
Cellular component (GO): preribosome, small subunit precursor; nucleus; cytosol
Molecular function (GO): ATP binding; protein serine/threonine kinase activity
Source: RefSeq, a predicted model, not a curated record